AUGGAUGAUCCAAACAAAGACGGCGCGUCUUCGGGGCGUCGCCGAACCUCAAUUACAUCGCCCACGGAUGCCAGCCAGAGCACCCAUUCACACGACAACACAACCCCCAGUCGUCCUGGAGAUGGUUUUGGGGAGAGCUAUCAGUCUACAGAUACCGUGCGACACCGACCCGAAGGUACUGGAUACGGAACCAUACACAUUCCUCCCACCGCAAGCAGCAGUCAAACAGCAGCCGAUUCUUUUCAAGACCGCCCUCAAACCAAGGGUCCAGGGACACCUCAACCGUCGCGAUCGGGUCUCAAACCUCCCCACAGGGUCAAGUCGUUUCCCCGAUUGCGAAAGCCCCCAUUGUCCAGAAGGACGUCGUCGAAUACGCCGCACCGAGGCGAAAUCUUCUCUGCCGACGAUGAACCACACGAAGUCGAGGCUGAUGCUGUCGAGCGCCAAGGAUAUUCCACCCGUCGACGGUCUCAACAGACUACCAGUACUCUUACCCGGCUGCAAUCAUAUCGAACCGGCGGCGAUGGAGAGGACGAGGAGGAAACUCGAACUGGAGGCGUCCCCACCACAACAGCCGAAGAAGACGAACAAGAACACGAUGAUGACUUGCCUCUCGACGAGCAUGUCGACUGUGACUCUGACGGCGAGAUAAGCGAGGCCGAAAGCUUCACUCUCAAGGACAGGCAGCAGGCCAUCAACCAGACACAUCCCUUUGGUAUCAGAGUGUGGAAACCUGCACUGUACAAGAAGGACCGGUCCAUUCAGAAGUUUGCUCAGGCAGAUAUUCAUUCGUCUCCUGGCGGCAGAGUAAGCAACUGGCUGCUUCUGUUCAACCUUGUCUGGACUCUGGUCUUUGGCUGGUGGAUGGCUACCCUGGCGGCCCUAGGAGCCAUUGUCUGUUUACUUUUUGCUGCAGCUCCAAGUGGCAGAGAGUACGGGCGCGUUCUUUGGGGUCUCGCCGGCUACUUGUUCUAUCCCUUUGGCAAGUUUGUGCGACUGGAAAAGGACGAGGCUUAUUUGCAUGAGGACGGAGACGAAGGCCGAAGCAUCUCGGAAUAUGAGCAGUGGCAGAGCGGCGAUUUGGAAUACGGACGCCUGUUCUUUGGUCCCGACGGCAACCGAUCCAUUGUUGGGCGAUCGAGGCGAAGCAUCGAUUCCGAGCGCAGCGAAACCGAAAGCCUACUUGGACGUGGUCGACGAGGCGGAUCGCGCGACAUGCACCCUCGUAUGAAGCGACGACUCUUUGGUCGAGGGGAGUGGAACAUUGGCCGUGUCAUCUUCUUCAUCUUUUUCUACUGCCUCAUCUCCCCGGCCUUGAUCGUCACCUCGGCUAUAUGUUGGUUCCUCGUCUUUUGGAUCCCCAUGGGCAAAGUAACCAUCCUCUUGUUUGAUCACCUUCGCCGCCACCCGCUCGCUCUAUCCUUCGAGACUCACAUGCACUAUAUGCGAAGCGAGGAUGGCCCCGACUCGUCCAUUCUAGUCUGCACCUACCGAGCCGUUGGAUCCAAGUAUUGGAAGUACACCGUUGACGGAACCAAUAUUUUCCUCAUCAACCUCAUGGCUGUCGUCUGUUUUGUCAUUUUCGAUUGGGCUGUCCUUGAGGGUGUCCUUCACAUUGACAGCGUUAUUACGUCACCAGCCUUUCUAUUCAUGGCCGGAUUGCUGUCCAUCAUUCCACUGGCAUACUUCAUCGGCCAGGCUGUUGCGUCUAUAUCGGCCCAAUCGUCAAUGGGGCUUGGCGCUGCCAUCAAUGCCUUUUUCGCCACUGUGGUUGAAGUGUUUCUAUACUGCGUUGCCCUCAAUCAAGGCAAAGGACAGCUUGUUGAGGGAAGUAUUGUGGGCAGCAUCUUUGCUGGUAUUCUCUUCCUGCCAGGCAUCUCCAUGUGUUUUGGAGCGCUGAAGCGCAAGACGCAACGAUUCAACGCCAGGUCGGCCGGUGUCACAUCCACCAUGCUGCUUUUCGCCGUGGUUGGUGCAUUUGGUCCGACGCUAUUCUAUCAAAUCUAUGGAACCCAUGAGCUAAGCUGUACGGAUUGCGAAGACUUGGGUCCCGGCGGAAGUGGUAAUACUGGUGAGGCCCGCGAUUGCCGUCGAUGCUAUUUCUCUCAGGCACCCGCGCUUGACGACCGCUUUUACCUGGAAGCUGUUCGGCCCUACUGCUACCUGGCCGCCGCCAUGCUCUUCUUCUCAUACCUCAUUGGACUGUGGUUCACCCUGCGAACUCAUGCGGCGGUGAUCUGGAACGCCGAGAUUGAGGAGAAGAAGCACGAAGAGCAACUGCAGGCCUCGGUUGUUCGAAGCUCUCAGCCUUCGGCUGCGGAAACCACUGCCACGGAUAUCCGCGACUCUCAUCUCUACAAGCGAAUUCUGGGCCAGUCGCUGAAGCAGGUCGGUCUACAGCCACGUCCCGAGGAGGUUGGCCGCCAAGCAUCAAUCAUCAACCAAGAUGCCGGCGCCAACGGGAUGGCCGCAACCCCUCACGUAGUUCCUCCUAAGGGAAGUGACACGAUUCGAUCCACCGUCAACGUGCCGGGGCUCAGCCAGGCAGACAACACUGCCCUUGCUCGAGAAGUCGCUCAGAUUGCAGCAACCGCGGCCACAUUGGCGUCAAGAGAUCGCGAAAGAUCACGAAAGCUGUCUGCGACGCCCGGGCAGCACGGCACCGUGCGAGCACACCAAACCCAGGCUGAUGAGGGCACGGUGGCUGCCGAAACAGCAACUGCACAUGCUGGCGGCCACGGUGGUGGCCACGAUGCUCCAAACUGGGGUCGCGCAAAGAGCUCCAUUAUUCUCCUCGGAGCGACGAUUUUGUAUGCCGUCAUUGCGGAAAUUCUGGUUGAUACGGUGGAUGUUGUGUUGGAGAGUUUUUCGAUUGACCAAAAGUUUCUGGGCAUUACGCUUUUUGCCCUUGUUCCCAAUACGACUGAAUUUUUGAACGCCAUCUCAUUUGCCAUGAAUGGCAACAUUGCGCUGUCCAUGGAAAUCGGUUCCGCCUACGCUUUGCAAGUGUGCUUGCUGCAGAUUCCGGCUCUUGUCCUUUUCUCGGCUGUGUAUCCCAACAUUCCCAAGGGCGGCGAUCCCAGCUUGUACACCUUUUCGUUGCUGUUCCCUCAGUGGGACAUGGUCACCGUGAUCCUAUGUGUGUUCCUUCUGAGCUACGUGUACGGCGAAGGAAAGAGCAACUACUUCAAGGGCAGCAUUUUGGUGCUAACCUACUUCGUCGUGGUGAUUGGGUUUUACUUUAGUGGAUUCACCUCGGAGGUGAUGGGUAUGGAAAGAUUCGACAUUAUGGGGGCAGACGGGAAGUAUCAGAGUUACAAGACCAUUGGAAGGGGGACGAGUGGACGAGCAUACCACGCGUAA
This is a messenger RNA of Pochonia chlamydosporia 170, 3363 nucleotides long. RefSeq names its product calcium/proton exchanger. The transcript is spliced from 3 exons. Lineage: Eukaryota; Fungi; Ascomycota; Sordariomycetes; Hypocreales; Clavicipitaceae. Gene Ontology annotation, molecular function: calcium:proton antiporter activity. The record is from RefSeq and is a predicted model, not a curated record. Gene Ontology annotation, biological process: calcium ion transmembrane transport; intracellular calcium ion homeostasis. Bases 1 to 3363 code for a protein of 1120 amino acids. Gene Ontology annotation, cellular component: membrane; endomembrane system.